ACAUAGACAAAAGAACGUCAACUCAACAGCUGAAAGAACCACAAAAAUGGUUGUUGUCCGUUGACAAUACUUAGCAUAUUUUGAGGGUGGUUUCGCAGUUAGUUUUGUGUAAUUUUGUUCUACACACAAUUUUUAUAAAAUGUGGUAGCAUUUGAAGAAGUACACGCAUUUCCGCUUUGGUUGCGAUUAAUUUCCUUCACGCGGUCCGCAUUUUAGUUUAUCUAUUGUAACGUUUGUUUAACGAUAUUGUUGAUAAAAAAAGCGGGGGCAAUGGCAUUUAGAAUUCACGAGGACCAAGAAAAUGCAACUAUAGGGUUAAAGAAAGAAAAUGCAGAUGUUUUUGUGGCCGCAAACCAACGACGGGCCCUCGGUAAUAUCAGUCAUUUCGCCUGCAAUCAAAACAGAAACAUAAAGCUUCCUGGAUUGACGAAUGGACCGUGUAAAGUUCAAGAUGAGAAUAGAACCGUGCGCAACAUCAAAAAUGAAAAGAAUAUUGUGCCUCCUGUGGACCAAUUCCGAGCCUUCAGUGUGUAUGAGGAUAAACCAAGCGAGGCUGAGGUCAAGCGCCGUGAGCCUACCUUCAAACCUUUUGUUGCUAAGGACCCCAACAUAAGGAAAGAAAACAUUUUCGUGAAUGCUGCAGAGAAUGCCAAGAAACAUGCAUUACUUGAAAAGCAACCAGAUCGGUCCAAAGAAAUACCACCAUUAAGAUUGCCACUGCAAGAAAAGAAGGAUGUUGUGGAAUCACCCAUGUCAGUGGUGGACUCGAGUGUACUCUCCAUGUCAAUAUCCAAGAAUGAGAGCGCGCUCCUCAAUGACAGCCUUGAAGAUGAAGAGGACACUACUACAGCACAGAAUGACCGCGAGUUGUUCUUCCAUGUGGUGGAGUACAGAGAUGACAUAUAUCAGUACAUGAGGGAAAUUGAGGUUAAAAACCGAGCCAACCCCCGCUACAUGCGCAAGCAGCCCGACAUCACUUACAUGAUGCGUUCAAUCCUCAUUGACUGGUUGGUGGAGGUGUGUGACGAGUACAACCAGCAAAGCGAGACUUUACAUUUGGCCGUCUCUUAUGUGGACAGGUUCCUGUCAUACAUGAGCGUCGUCCGCACCAAACUACAGCUGGUUGGAGCUGCGGCCACAUAUAUUGCAGCGAAAUAUGAAGAGGUUUAUCCCCCGGAAGUGUCAGAGUUUGUGUACAUCACAGACGACACGUACACAAAGAGAGAAGUCCUGCGCAUGGAACACCUGAUCCUGAAAGUGUUGUCCUUCGACCUCUCAACACCGACGUCCUUGGCAUUCCUCUCACAUUAUUGCAUAUCUAAUGGACUUUCUAAGAAGACAUUCCAUUUGGCAUCUUAUCUGUCAGAGCUGUGCCUGCUAGAAGCGGACCCGUACCUGCAGUUCAAGCCGUCCGUGAUCGCGGCCGCCGCGCUCGCCACCGCCAGGCACUGUCUGCUCUGUGAGAACUGCUCGCACGACUUCAGCUAUGACAACGGAAUGAGCCCCCGCGGCGGGCGCGCCGGCUGCCUGGCGCUGGCGUGGCCGGCGUCGCUGAGCGCCAGCAGCGGGUACGCGGCGCCGGCGCUGGAGGCCUGCCUGCGCGAGCUGGCGCGCACUCACGCGCACGCCAAGCUGCAGCCCUACCACGCCGUGCCCGACAAGUACAACACUGACAAGUUCGAGCGCGUGUCGUCGCUCCCCGCGCGGCCGCUGUACCCGGUGCCGGCUUACGCCCCGCCACAGCAAGCCGCAAGACCCGCCACAGAUUCGCAGACCCGCAGCUAGUGACCAUAAACACAUCGAAAAUGGGCCGCCACUAUGAUAUAACGGCAAAUAACGGUUAGCCAGAUCACACCUAUGAUAUUUUUCCACUUAAGAAAUUAAGAACAAAAAAGAUGGCGAUUUUUAAACAGUUGUAAAUCGCCAACCAAUCGGAUAUUUAUUUUGAUUUGACCUUUUAAAUAUUUUCACACAAUAUACCUUGAAAUA
This is a messenger RNA of Amyelois transitella, 1989 nucleotides long. RefSeq names its product cyclin-A2 (gene Cyca). The record is from RefSeq and is a predicted model, not a curated record. Gene Ontology annotation, molecular function: cyclin-dependent protein serine/threonine kinase regulator activity. Gene Ontology annotation, cellular component: cytoplasm; cyclin A2-CDK2 complex; nucleus. Bases 271 to 1785 code for a protein of 504 amino acids. Gene Ontology annotation, biological process: regulation of cyclin-dependent protein serine/threonine kinase activity; mitotic cell cycle phase transition. Lineage: Eukaryota; Metazoa; Arthropoda; Insecta; Lepidoptera; Pyralidae. The transcript has 9 exons.